UCUGUGUGGACGAUGCAGAAAAGAUGCCUCCAAGGGAAGCUUUGCCAGCUGUGCAGGAGGCUCUGAAGAAUGCUUUCCAUGUGGUAGAGCACCAGCAUGGCCUCUGGAAGAGUACUCUGAGUGACUGCUCACCUCUCCUGGCUUCCCUCAGCAACCUGGCAGAACAGCUACAGGCCAGUCAGAAUGUGCGGUUGGAGGAGACCCCGCUUCGGGCUUUCCCUGACCUGAAAGAUCGCCUGAGAAGAAAACUGCUAGCUGCUGGUGAUACCAUCUUGGACCAAUUGGGGGAGAAGAUAACCAGCCUCCUCCAGGUGCGAGACACAGUCAGCAGCCACGUGGAACAAGUGUUUCAGUUGUAUGAGCAGAAAGCAGAUGAACUAGGCCUUGAUGCAGUCUUACAGCCUUCGGCUGCGAGCCCCUCAUUGGCUGAUAUGUUGGCAUGGUUACAGGACAUUGACAGACAUUAUCGAAAUGCCUACCUGGCCAGGAAGCACCUCAUGGCCCAGAUCCGGUGGGGAAAUUUGCCCGGCGUCCAGGCUCUGCCGCAAGCCUGGGAUGGGAUAUCAGAGAAGGACGAGGACCCGGUCCCAGAUAUCCUGCUGAAUGUAUCUUUUUUCCUGAAGACUUAAGGAGGCUGUUUUUAUUCUCAACAAAGAUGCCAGCUAAAGUCCAUCUUUAUUUCUCCUGCCGCUUUAGAACAAGUGUGGACAUGCUCUGGUGUUUGGAAUUCAAAUGUCUAGAAAACGGUUAUCUCGUAGAAUAUUGGGGCUCCAUGUUUCUGAGACCAAGGAAUGUUUAUUCUAUGUUGUGUUUAUAUACAGACCAUUACCCGAGGCCCAGGAAGGAAAAUCAGGCUGAUAGUGACAGACAUAGUCGUCAGAGCAGUGCUGAGGAUGUUGGAGGGGCUGGAAUAACCCAUGAAGAGAGGCAAAGAGGGACGGCCAGUGCUAUGCCAUGUCUUUGUCAGCCUAAGCAUUUACCCCCUCAGCUGUGCCAUGGGGGUAAACAUGAAGAAAAUUCAUGUUUAAAAUUCUACAAUUUUUUUUUAAGCCUUACUUUCUGUCCUAGUAACAACCAUAGGACAGAAAGGCAAAAGCUAGGCAAAU
Molecule: messenger RNA, 1106 nt
Organism: Gracilinanus agilis (Agile Gracile Mouse Opossum)
Lineage: Eukaryota; Metazoa; Chordata; Mammalia; Didelphimorphia; Didelphidae
Gene: AIRIM
Product: chromosome 3 C1orf109 homolog
Exons: 5
Coding region: 24-629 (201 amino acids)
Cellular component (GO): cytoplasm; nucleus
Source: RefSeq, a predicted model, not a curated record